GAGCAGAAAUGAGACGCUCCUCCAUCGCCAUCUUGGUUUUGCUGUUACCAUGGUGAUGGAAACAGCACAUGUCAAAUGAAACCGAACAAACUCACAACGUAACGAGCCAAACGCACGGACUGCAGUGUGAAAGGGACAGAUUAGGUGCCUUCUGGAAGCCGAAGACACCUGUGGAUCAUGAGAGCAGGGUCCAGUAAUGCAAGUUCUAGGAACAGCUCUCACUCUCGUCGAUAUCGCACAAGGGCUGCCACCUCAGAGGUAGAUGAGAGCCUGUUUGGGAGCCCUAGAAGUAAAUCAAUCCCAGAUAAAGACAAACGAGAUCGCUCAGCACCCAACCCAAGAGUUCGUGUUCAGCCUAACAAAAAUGGUGAAACUCUUCAAAUCAUCACCAAGGACCUUAUCCGUGACCUCAGGAUCCCAUAUGAGGAUCCUUCUGGACAAUCUAUAAUUCUGCCUUCAGCUUUAUUGGAACAGACCAAAGCAAAUGCCCAGGUCCUGACAGACGAAGAGAUUCAAGCCAUGAAGGAGGCCUCACAAAGAAAGAAAGAAGAAGAAAUCGCAGCAGCAGAGGAGAAAAAGCGUCUGAUCAUUGAAGCAGAUCUGUCCAAACUGGCAAACCCGACUCUAACAGAGGAGGAGCUGGAGGCCCAGGAGAAGACACAGCGCAUGUUAGACCAGGCCCACAUGCUCAGGAUGGAGCAGGAGGACGAGAUCAAACGUCUCAACAGAUUGAUUUUAGAGGUGAAGUGUCAAGCCUCCCGUGAUGCUCAGAUGCAGGAGAAGGCUGAGAUCCAAACUGAGAUGAGCGAAGAGGAGAAGAGAUUGGACACCAUGAUGGAGGCGGAGCGGCGCAAGGCCUUAGAGACGAUGGAGAAGAUUGACGAGCUGCACAAGAUGCAGAGAUACAGUGGAAUGCAAGAAAUCUGCAAUCAAAUCAGAGAGCGAGAGGAGGAGCGACAGUUUGAAAAUGAACUGAAGGAGCUGGAGAAACUGCAGCUCCGGAAGAAACAAGAGAUGAUGAACUUGGAGGACCUUCAGACUUUAGAGAAGAAGAAGAAGGAACAGGAGCAGCUACAGGAGGAGAUCAGGAGAAUCAACGCUGAGACACUGAGGGCAAAAGAAAAGAGGAAAGAAGAGGAGAAGCUUGCAGACCUGAGAGCAAUGGAGUACAUCAAAGAGAAAAUGGAACGGGAGGCCAAGCAUGAAGCUGAGCAGAGACAAAUCAAAAGGGAAAAGGAGUUGGAGAUUGCCAGACUUAGGGCACGACAAGAGAAAGCUAAAGACUAUCAGGCCAAACAGGAUGAAAUACGCGCUCGAAGAAACCAAGAAAUUAUGGACAGAGAGUGGAGAAGAAAAGAGAAAGAACUGGCUCUUAAAAAGGCCAGUGAGCAGGAGAUGUUGAAGGCUGCACGAGCUGAGCAGGUCCAGUACAAAGAGCAUUUCCUGUCCAUCGAAGCAGGUCGGGAGAAGGCAGAGUUUGAGAGAGUACUCAAAGUGCAACAAGAGGCAAUCACCAAAGAGAAGGAGGAAGAGGAAAAGUUCCAGCUGAAUGCACGGAGAAACGCAGAGGCCAUCCGUCAGCAGGUUAAAGAUCGUGAGCUCUCGGCCAUCGCCAAAAGGAGAGAAAUGUUUAAAGACGCAGAGCAGCUGAGCGAGGAGGCACGGCUGCGGCGACUGAGGCUCAGCGAGAUCAAGGCCAAGAAGCUGAACGAUCUCAGGGCGACUGGACUCUGUGAGAAGUACUGCAGUGAAGUGGAGAGGAAAGCAGGGUUUUGAUCCACACGAUGAAUCACAAAUUGAGUUUAAAUUAAGCUUUAACAAAACUGUAAUCACUAAAUUGCUAUAAAUAAAAUGUACACCCACCCAU
This is a messenger RNA of Periophthalmus magnuspinnatus, 1867 nucleotides long. RefSeq names its product cilia and flagella associated protein 45 (gene cfap45). The transcript has 12 exons. NCBI's taxonomy places the organism in Eukaryota, Metazoa, Chordata, Actinopteri, Gobiiformes, Gobiidae. The record is from RefSeq and is a predicted model, not a curated record. Bases 178 to 1776 code for a protein of 532 amino acids.